Messenger RNA from Xenia sp. Carnegie-2017, 4602 nucleotides. Its product is annotated as WD repeat-containing protein 90-like. The record is from RefSeq and is a predicted model, not a curated record. Lineage: Eukaryota; Metazoa; Cnidaria; Anthozoa; Malacalcyonacea; Xeniidae. Gene Ontology annotation, molecular function: protein binding. The coding region runs from base 109 to 4602 and encodes 1497 amino acids. The transcript has 29 exons. Gene Ontology annotation, cellular component: centriole.
AAAAUGGCGGCAGAAAAAAUUGCAAAAAUGUACUGCAUGAACGUGAACAGAUCAUAGAUGAGACGAAGACAUCGUCUGUAAAUUCUAGGGUCUAGGUUGUAAUGAAAAAUGUCCAAACUGUGGCAGAAACCUUAUGUGAAUCUUUUCAAACACUAUAACACUUCAGAAUGGAAGAAAUGUGCAAAAGAAGGCGAUGUUACAGCAAUUAUGGACAAACAGCUGAAAUGUACCGUGUAUCGCAUUGCGGGCUCAAUUCCUGCAGGCAACUACAUUCAGUUUCCUCGAACAUCUACGCAAUCACUGGGGCUGGUUGGCCGAUAUCUCUACAUCUUGUUUAAACCAAUAUCAGGCAAAUUUUUUGUCGCACACAUUGAUGUGGCAACUGAAGAUGGUCUUGCAAUACGUAUCUCGUUUUCAAACCUUUUUAAAGAAUUCAAGUCCACAUCAACAUGGUUGCAAUUUCCAUUUGUACCUCGACCACCCCCCAAUUCUUUGGACGAGGCAAUAUUGGCGAGCUCUACAAAUCAUGAAAAUGUUGGUGAUGUAUCAUUAUCGACACGUUAUACAUUCCUAAUGCUGGACCUUCGUCACAUCAUCUCGUUUUUCCUCAAUCAGCAAUACGCCUAUUUGAAAAAUAUUCGUUUAUGCGCGAACAUGCUCGUGAAAGGACUGUACACGAGCGACACGGAAUACGAACCUGGGCUCUCAAUCAACGAAGCCAGAAGACUUGGGCUAAUGACUACUGGCUACGUACCAGUACCACGUGACAUGGCAUUCCACGUGCCCAAAGGUAUGGACUGGCACGAGUUGUAUGACGUCAUAAAAUUUCCCGGGAAGAGCAAACCUAUGAAGAAGGGGAUCAUUCGUAAUGACGGAAUGGAUUUAAAAGUAGUGACCGACGACUACAAGAAACAAGAACAAACGCAACAGGAUGCAUUGUCUUCAAGGCUUGCAUUGGUGGAAAAGCUGGCCUCUAAUCAAUCUUCUACAAAGCGUAGCCAAGUAGUAGCAACGCACGUGCCACCUGUGGGUCUGAACAUCCCUGUUGGUCUCCAAGCUCAAGAUCACCUUGAUACGCAAGUGUACGCUUACAAAUCGAGGAAAAAUAUCGAUACUUUAUCACCAAGUAAUCAUCAAAAGAAUAAAGAAAAUAGAGUUAAGAGACAUUCGGCAAGGAAGGAGGGAGAGACUCUUAUAAGUCGGCGUUCAAUAAAGAGUUUGAAACCAGAUCCGAUUUUGAAAUUGAAACAUAUUGUUGGCUACGGUGGAGCGAAUUUCAAGGAAUUAUUUUGGACAAAGAAUGGCGCAUGCGUCGUGUAUCCAUGUCAUGCCGUGAUUGUUUCCAUGGAGAUAUCUACGGGGCAUCAACGAUUCUUCAUUGGACACACCGACAAGGUUUCUGCCCUUACCUUUAACGGAAACUCUUCGAUACUAGCUUCAGGGCAACUUGGACAGUCAACUGUGAUUCGUGUGUGGCGAUAUCAAUCCGGUGAUUGUAUUGCGAUCUUUAACUCUCAAGUGAGAGAACUUUAUUGCUUAAGUUUCUCAAAUAGUGGUGGAGUUUUGUGCGGUUGUGGAAAAGACAAUCACGGUAAACAGAUGGUGGUAGUUUGGGAUACAUCACGUUGUGGAAGGACUGGAGAAAUUGCUGUGGUUGCCAAGGCACAUACUGACGUUGACAUUAUGCGAAUCAAAAUUGUUCCUUUCGAUGACACAAGGAUGAUAUCGUGUGGACUUGAUAAUAUACGAAUCUGGAGGGUUCGUCACGGCUCCGUACGUUCAUCUGCCCUGGAUCUUGGUAGUCAUCAUUCAAUCCAGUUUACCGAUAUUGCUUUUGGCUACGAACUUGUAAAUGGAAACAACAAGAAAUAUCGAAUGAUAUAUGUUUCUUCGAACCGUGGAAUAAUUUUUGAAGUCAACUACGAACUGAUGGUGAUUCAUAAGGUGCGACGACUACUUCCGACCGGAAGCCGAGAGGAUCUUGUUCACGUGAACCCGGGUGAAUUCGGAAUUGGUAUCAACUGCAUCUCUGUCACAGAUGCUUUCUGUAUGACAGGCUCUGACGAUGGCUAUCUCAGGCUGUGGCCCUUGGAUUUCUCAGGUGUAAUAUUAGAGGCAGAACACGAUGGUGCUGUCUCGUCUAUCGACAUCAAUCCGAAUUGUUUAUCUGUUCUUGCCGGUACAGUAACGGGUAGCAUUGGAAUUCUCGACAUCUCCACACGUUCUUACAAAACACUGAUGAGAUCACAUACCAAACAAAUACUCGAUUGCUCCUUUGAUCCAUCACGUGGUUCUCUCGUGACCGUGUCCCAUGAUGAAACUAUUCGUGUAUGGGACCUAGACACGUUCAAUCAAUUGUAUGAUUUUAGAGCAGCCAAUGAGAAUCCCUGUACUGUGACGUUCCAUCCUCAUCAAUCACUCUUUGUCUGUGGCUUUCGGAAUGGGGCAGUUCGCGUUUUUGAUAUAGCAAGUUCUUCAAUGCUAGCAGAGCAUAAGGAACACAAAGGGAUGAUUACAGGAUUGGCUUUUUCUCCGAACGGUGAACACAUGUACAGUGCUGGAUCGCAAGGAAUUUUAGUGCUAUAUCAAGGCUCCACAGAGGAGUUCAAUGUACAAAGAAUUCUUAUCAAUACAGUGGCACCUGGGGAGCAUUUCGCUCCCGAUGUGUUGUCCGUCAGUGAUGAUGGUCAGCGGCUUGCUGUUAUUGGUCCAUUUGAAUACGUGAUUACUGUAAUGGACUGCCGCACUUUGGACGAGGUUCUACGUAUAGAUAUAACAACAAUACAUGCAGGAAAUGUUUCCACUACUGACGAUACUGCCCUCAGAUUGUGCUACUCUCCUAUGGCGUUAAAUCAACUUUUGGUGGUUACUGCUGGUUGUAGGCUGUUGAAAUUUGAUGCACAUAGUGGGCAGUUAUUGAGCGAGGUUUCCAACGUUCAUCGAUCUAGCUGUUCAGGUCUUGAUCCUUUCCAAACUGGGCAUUUUCUUGCAACUGCUGGUGAUAAACUUAUCAAGAUAUGGGACUAUCACAUGAAAAUGGACUUGAAUUUCCAGGUGUUUAUUGGCCAUUCAAAUAAUGUCUCCAAAGUUCGUUUUACCCCAGACCUCCAAGCUUUGGUCAGUAUUGGAGGCGAUAUUUAUUUGGGAUUUUCUUGCAGAUGGCCGCGAUCCUUUGGAGCCUGGUUGUAUGUUGAAGAUUCUUCAUUAUUCUCGUAUAAAUCCACAAUACAUUUGCUCCUUAUUUUCGAAAAUAAAGCUGCACAUGUUUUUGAUGGAGCUGUCUCACCAACACAAGAUGACAUUGGAGAAUCUGAUCUCAAACCCAGACCUCCAAUUAUGGCGACCGAAUUACCUCUGCAGCCUCUCCCCAGUUCUCCCGGCAAACAGGACGAGAUUGUCGUAAACUCUCCAUCUAAGAAAGAUGUGAAAGUCAUCGAUAGUUUCAAUCCUAUUGUGACUAGAAAUUUAAAAGUUCUGAACAACACUCUAGAGAUAUCGAAGUCGAUCAAGACCCAGACCCCGAUCCGCAAUUCGCUUCCCUCAGAUACAGGUCACCCAUUCCCUGGUGUGCUAAAACAUUACAAGAAACGUAAGAGCUCCACUGCGUUGCCUGAAAGAAAAUACACGGCAUCCAGAAGUCAGGCUGGACUUGCUUUGCUGGCUGUUCUUGAUUACAACGGAGAUGGCCGGAACAAUAUGUGUUGGCAUCCUGAAACAGGUUUGUUCGUUUACACCAGUGGCUGCAUCGUUAUCAUCGAAGAUCUUCAUGAUGGAAAACAAAAACAUCUCAUGCAACAUUUUGAAGAGAUUUCCACAAUAGCUCUUCAACACGAUGUUCAGGUUCUUGCCUCGGCAUCCGGGUCUUCAAAGACGGUGGCGUCAUGCAUUUGUAUCUGGGAUAUUGCAACUGGUGAUUGUAAAAAGAUGCUGACAUAUCACUCCUAUGAGAUUGCUGGCCUUCAUUUCUCAAGAGACGAUCGUUUUCUGAUCUCAGUCGGAGAUUACAGGGAGUGUUCCGUGGUAAUAUGGGGUACUAAGGACUACAAUGUACUCACAUCGUCCUAUACUAAAACUCCAAUCCAUGACAUCGCAUGGGAUCCUUAUACUAUGAACGAGUUUGUGUCGGUCGGACAAGAUGGUCACGUGCUGUUUUGGUUACUGGAAGAAUCUCGUGGAUCUUUCAACUUGAAUGUGAGUACUCAUGAGGUUUGCGAAGGGAAAGUUCCCGAUGAUUUGUUAUACACUUCAAAGCAGAAUGACUCCAUGGUACAUUUUACAAGUGUCCGCUAUGCUGGUGAUAAUGUGCUAUAUAUAGGCAAUAAUGCUGGAAUUAUAUCCGCUUGGGAUACAAGACAAAACAAGUGUUUUAUGCACUGGCUUUCUGACGAUUCUGAAAUCGAUGUAAUUGUUUGUCAUCGCGGCUCGCUGAUUACCGGAAGCUCAUCGGGGCAUCUUCGUCUUUGGUCUGUUGUAGGCGUUGGAGAGAUGAGAUUGCCCGGACAGAAUGAUAUAUUGAAUCAAAAUGGUUUGGUUAUCGAAGACGAAAUGUCUUUGGACGCCGGAGUGAUUUCUGCUUCAUUCGACACAUCCUUGAAAUGGUAA